Messenger RNA from Colletotrichum destructivum, 1180 nucleotides. Its product is annotated as Putative SET domain superfamily protein. Lineage: Eukaryota; Fungi; Ascomycota; Sordariomycetes; Glomerellales; Glomerellaceae. The transcript has 2 exons. The record is from RefSeq and is a predicted model, not a curated record. Bases 65 to 1180 code for a protein of 371 amino acids.
CAAGUGUUGACACAACAGCAUCACCUCCUACCAUACUAAACAACCCGCUUUAUAUUUCCCCAACAUGCAUCUCAGCAGAGUUUUUGGCGUGGUAAUCUACUUCGGAGAAGCAUUUUCUAGAUAUCCAUCCACUCUUCAUGUUACCAGGGAAAUCGCCGGCAAACUUGCCGUUAUCAGAGACGAUAACGCUCUAUGCCCUCUUUCUCAUCGGCAGCCCAACUUCAAUUUUCCCACUUCGCAGCAUAACACCUCGUCUGAUCAACAGUCUACCACCUGUAUUUGGACAGAUAAUAACGAAAAGCAAUAUUGCGUAUUUGCAGAUUCACACUUCAAUCAUGGAAAGGGCAUAGCCGUAAUAACGACCCCAGACCGCGCCCGACACAUCUUCAACUCCAUUACGUCUCUAUCAGGUCAUCCUAGCAUUCCUCUGGAGCCGUUGUUUACAACUAGAGCUAGCGGAAGCAAAGGUCGAGGCAUAUUUGCAAUUAAACACAUACCUGCAGGCAGUCUCAUCACCCAAGAGUCACCAAUCGUUUUUCUGGACCGUAAUUGGAUGGAGGAUAUCUCUUCCGAAGAAGCUCGAACAGCGCUUCAAGCGUUGGCUGUAGAGAAGUUGCCAAGUACCACACGCCAAACGGUUCACGAGCUAUACGCAGGACCAUACGCAUACGAACAGAGCUUAAAACAAAGAUUAUGGACAAAUGGCUACGGUGUUUCCAGCGGGCCCACACUGAGCUGGCCAGGCUUAGAAAGCGAAUCAGAUCUUGGCAUGAUUGCGAUACAUGCAAAUAUAUCUGAUUGGAAUUUGCUUGCACACAGGCUGUACGCAGUCCGCGACAUUACUACUGAUAAGGAGAUCACUAUUUCCUACAUCAAUCCUGUGCAGACCUUCCAGGAGCAGCAAAAAUACGCAAGAGACGUUCUUGGUUUUAAAUGUGCUUAUAGCCAAUGCAAGGCCCCAAGAAAAUUCGCUGACUUAUCUGAUGACCGCAUCAACGAGAUUCUAUUGUUGGAAAGUUACUUAGAAAGUCGAGUUGCCCCAGCUGAGCCAACAGCAAUGGCUGAAUUACUAGUAAGUCUGUACAAGCAAGAGGGUCUAGACUCCUAUAUUUGCAAGGCGUAUGCAAUUGAAGCACGCGAGUGGAAUAGCGCAGGAUACAAGUACCAGGCACGCUUAUAG